AUGGGUUGGUUUUCAAAGAUCUACACUAUUUUAAUCGCUUUCCUUGGUAGCAUAAUUUGUCAUGGCUUUGCUCUCUCAAUCAGUUUAAACGAUGUCGAAUGCGUAUCAGAGCACGUUCUAGAUGAGGGUGACACUAUUUCUGGGAAUUUUGUAGUUAUAGACUACGAUAUUUUCUGGAGUUCAGACCACCCUGGAAUUGAUUUCACUGUGACGUCUCCAGGAGGGAAUGUGGUGUAUUCUUUGAAGGGAACCUCAGGGGAGAAAUUUGAGUUAAAAGCAGCACAAAGUGGAUUAUAUACGUUCUGCUUUCACAACCCUGCUUUAAUGCCCGAGACUGUGUCUUUCUACAUUCACGUUGGCCACAUCCCAAAUGGACAUGACUUAGCUAAAGAUGAACAUUUUGACCCUGUUAAUGUGAAGAUCGCUGAGCUGAGAGAAGCAUUGGAGUCCAUUGUAACAGAGCAGAAGUACUUGAAAGCACGUGAUGCUAGACAUCGAUACACAAACGAAAGCACUAGAAAACGUGUUGUCUUCUACACGAUCUUGGAGUAUAUUUUAUUUGCUGCUACAAGUUUAUUACAAGGAGUAUACAUUCGUCGCCUCUUCAGCAAAUCAUUUGCCUACAACCGAGUGUAG
Molecule: messenger RNA, 636 nt
Organism: Abrus precatorius (Indian licorice)
Lineage: Eukaryota; Viridiplantae; Streptophyta; Magnoliopsida; Fabales; Fabaceae
Product: transmembrane emp24 domain-containing protein p24beta3-like
Exons: 4
Coding region: 1-636 (211 amino acids)
Biological process (GO): Golgi organization; intracellular protein transport; endoplasmic reticulum to Golgi vesicle-mediated transport
Cellular component (GO): endoplasmic reticulum; COPII-coated ER to Golgi transport vesicle; endoplasmic reticulum-Golgi intermediate compartment
Source: RefSeq, a predicted model, not a curated record